Messenger RNA from Striga hermonthica, 540 nucleotides. The record is from the annotation of a GenBank genome assembly. NCBI's taxonomy places the organism in Eukaryota, Viridiplantae, Streptophyta, Magnoliopsida, Lamiales, Orobanchaceae.
AUGGGCUUUUCAGUUCCCAUACUUGCGAUCUCCAUCUCCCUUCACCUUCUCGCCUUUGUUUUCGCCGUCGGCGCCGAACACGCGUCGACGGUGUAUGGGUUAGCGGCGUUUGGGCUGCUGUUGGUUGCGCAGGCGUUAAUUAACGGCGUUACCAAGUGCUUCUGCUUUGGGAGAGGGUUGGUGGGUGGCGGCGGCUCCACUACUUGUGCUGUUCUGCUCUUCAUUUUCUCAUGGGUGAGCUUUCUGGCGGCUGAGGCGUGCCUGCUGGCAGGUUCGGCUAAGAAUGCUUACCACACAAAAUACAGAGCCAUCUUUCUUGUGGAGCACUUGUCCUGUGCCACUCUUCGUAAGGGCGUGUUUGCUGCUGGGGCUGCCCUCACGCUCUUAUCAAUGGUGGCUUCGAUUUUAUAUUAUUGGGCCCACUCGAAGGCUGACACAGGCGGAUGGGAAAAACACCGCAAUGAAGGGCUCGGGUUGACUGGCUCGAAUUUUACAGAGAAUGAGCACAGGAUGAAGGCUGGUGAAAUUGAGAAAGUCUAA